Molecule: messenger RNA, 5241 nt
Organism: Pseudophryne corroboree (corroboree frog)
Lineage: Eukaryota; Metazoa; Chordata; Amphibia; Anura; Myobatrachidae
Exons: 9
Coding region: 574-5241 (1555 amino acids)
Biological process (GO): regulation of transcription by RNA polymerase II
Molecular function (GO): RNA polymerase II cis-regulatory region sequence-specific DNA binding; DNA-binding transcription factor activity
Source: RefSeq, a predicted model, not a curated record
AGAGAUACCCCAGAGAGAUGUCUCCGUCCUCUGUAUUCCCAGGAUUGUACAGAGGAGAAUCACAGGAUCCCACAGGAGGAUCAGGAUGAAUGUCUCACUGACAUUAAGAUAGAAGAUACAGAGGAAGAAAAAGAGACGUAUGUGACGGAUAUAAAGGCAGAAGAUUUAGAGGGAGAAGAAGAGACGUAUGUGACUGAUAUAAAGGCAGAAGAUAUAGAGGGAGAAGAAGAGACGUAUGUGACUGAUAUAAAGGCAGAAAAUAUAGAGGGAGAAGAAGAGACGUAUGUGACUGAUAUAAAGGCAGAAGAUAUAGAGGGAGAAGGAGAGACGUAUGUGACUGAUAUAAAGGCAGAAGAUAUAGAGGGAGAAGAAGAGACGUAUGUGACUGAUAUAAAGGCAGAAGAUAUAGAGGGAGAAGAAGAGACGUAUGUGACUGAUAUAAAGGCAGAAGAUAUAGAGGGAGAAGAAGAGACGUAUGUGAGGGGUGAUCAGCAGUCUAAGAAGGAGGACAUCCCUACAGAUAUCAGCACAGCAGAUGGACACACAAGCAGGAAUAUCUCAGAAGGACAUCUAAUGUUAUCCCCGGAUUGUGACAUAAAAGAUAAUGACAGUAGACAGGAUUCUCCAGGAGAUAACCCCAUUACCCCAAUUAUACAUCCAGCUCUAUCAGCUGGUCCCUCUGAUCCUGGGAAAUGUUCUCCUGAUCACUCUGAUAUUGGUGCAUCUGUUCCAGCUCUGACAGUAGAUACAGUGUUUCCCUGUUCUAUAGAUGCCAAAUGUUUUACACAGAACACAAAGCUUAUUACCCAUCAGACAGGUAAGGCAGGUGAGAGGCCAUUUCCAUGCUCUGAGUGUGGGAAAUAUUUUACCUGGAAAUCACAACUUGUUACACAUCAGCGAAGUCACACAGGUGAGAAGUCAUUUCCAUGUUCUGAGUGUGGUAAAUGUUUUGCACACAAAUCUGAUCUUAUUAGACAUAACAGAAGUCACACAGGUGAGAAGCCAUUUUCUUGCUCUGAGUGCGGGAAAUGUUUUAUCCGGAAAUCACAACUUGUUGCACAUCAGCGAAGUCACACAGGUGAGAGGCCAUUUCCAUGUUCUGAGUGUGGAAAAUAUUUUACCUGGAAAUCACAACUAGUUACACAUCAGCGAAGUCACACAGGUGAGAAGUCAUUUCCAUGUUCUAAGUGUGGGAAAUGUUUUGCACACAAAUCAGAUCUUAUUAGACAUAACAUAAGUCACACAGGUGAGAAGCCAUUUUCUUGCUCUGAGUGCAGGAAAUGUUUUAUCCGGAAAUCCCAACUUGUUACACAUCAGAGAAGGCAUACAGGUGAGAGGCCAUUUCCAUGUUCUGAGUGUGGGAAAUGUUUUGCAUGCAAAUCAGACCUUGUUAUACAUCACAGAAGUCACACAGGUGAGAAGCCAUUUUCUUGCUCUGAGUGCGGGAAAUGUUUUAUCCGGAAAUCAAAACUUGUUACACAUCAGAGAAGGCAUACAGGUGAGAGGCCAUUUCCAUGUUCUGAGUGUGGGAAAUGUUUUAUAUGCAAAUCAGAUCUUGUUAUACAUCAGAGAAGUCACACAGGUGAGAAGCCAUUUUCUUGCACUGAAUGUGGGAAAUGUUUUACACAGAAAUCACAACUUGUUACACAUCAGCGAAGUCAUACAGGUCAGAGGCCAUUUCCAUGUUCUGAGUGUGAGAAAUGUUUUGCACACAAAUCAGUUCUUGUUAAACAUCAGAGAAGUCACACAGGUGAGAAAGCAUUUCCAUGUUCUGAGUGUGAGAAAUGUUUUGCACACAAUUCAGCUCUUGUUUUACACCACAGAAGUCACACAGGUGAGAAACCAUUUUCUUGCUCUGAGUGUGGAAAAUGUUUUACACAAAAAUCACAACUUGUUACACAUCAGCGAAGUCACACAGGUGAGAAGCCAUUUCCAUGUUCUGAGAAAUAUAACGAAAUACAUACUAACACGUUCAACAAACCAGUGGACGUCCAUAGCUUCAUGCUAACCUCCAGCUGCCACCACCCAAACUGGUUGAACAGUAUCCCAGUAGGACAAUUCAAAAUACUCAGGAGGAACUGCUCCCGAGUCAGCGAUUAUGAGACACAAGGACAAGAACGAAGUUUAAAAUUUAGAGAGAAACAGUACGAUACAGAAAAGAAGCCGGGGUCUGUGGUGCGGCCUCCCACCCCACCGGAAGUGAGGCUGAUCGGGACUGCCGUCCGGGAAGACCGGGAAGACGAGCCCAUACGCCGGACCGACGGAAAGCGAUAUCCUCAGCAGCCAUCGGGACCGUGUGACCUGCAUGAUCCCUGCAGCAGCCAUCGGGAUCGUGUGCGGAGGCGGCUCAGUACGGAGCUACCCCGCCCAGGUGUGGACUACCAUAUUACCUCACGUCUUUCUGCCACUAUGCCUAAAGGGGGUAAAAAAUCGAACACCCACAACCUGGUGGGCUACUUCAAGAAUUCUGCUCCACCGUCCACCAGGAAAACUUCCUCGACUCCUCCUGCUUCAGCGACGUCUGAUCGAGACUCAGAUGAAGACUCUUCCUCCACCCCCGCUACAAAAGCGGACGUCGCCCUUCUCCUGUCCGAAAUGCGCAAUAUUAAAAAAUCAAUACGUGCGGAGGUACAGGAGGCUAUCUCAGGUCUGAAAACAGAUGUGGACAGUCUGGGCUCCAGGGUCGAUGCUAUCGAACGGAAACAAGAGGAGCUUAUCGCUUUCCAACAAGAAUCAGAACAGGAGAUAACCCAAAUGCGUACAGACGUUAUGCUAUUAGCGGAUAAACAAGAAGAUUUGGACAACAGAGGGCGUCGGAACAAUCUUAGAAUCCGUAACGUCCCCGAGACGGUGGAACAAAACCACCUCACGGACUAUCUACUCCGCCUCUUCCGCUCACUUGCUCCCUCCAUCCCGGAUGACAUGCUACUCCUUGACAGGGCUCACAGGGCCCUACGUCCUAGAUCCCAAGAUGCUAAAAUACCGAGAGACGUAAUCCUGCGUUUUCACUACUUUGUGGUCAAAGACCAAGUUUACGCGAAAGCCCGGAGGUCCUCGACUAUCCAUUUUGAAGGCUCUGAUCUCGCGAUCUUCCAGGACCUGUCGCCAGUCACGUUAAAUAGAAGGAGGGAGCUAAAGGACAUAACCAAAACCCUGAGAGACAACAACAUCAGAUAUAGGUGGGGCUUCCCUUUUGCCCUCCAAGUCAAGGCAGAUGGCAAAUUCCUCUCCGCCAGAUCCCCCGACGAGGCCCUUCAGCUUCUCCACCGACUGAACAUCUCCGGCCCCCAGACCACUCCUCAAAGCUCUCUACCAGUCAACACCUCCCCUUCCCUCACAGCCCCAUCCCCAAAUUGGACCACCGUCCUGGAAGAUCGCGAGAUCAGAGCCUUCAAAAUGGAUAGUCGAGGACCUCCGGGCUUUCGCGUAAACUUGGUCUUUGACCACAAAGUAGUGAAAACGCAGGAUUACGUCUCUCGGAGAAGGGCGACGUCCGCUUUUGUAGCGGGGGUGGAGGAAGAGUCUUCAUCUGAGUCUCGAUCAGACGUCGCUGAAGCAGGAGGAGUCAAGGAAGUUUUCCUGGGACACACAAGCAGGAAUAUCUCAGAAGGACAUCUAAUGUUAUCCCCGGAUUGUGACAUAAAAGAUAAUGACAGUAGACAGGAAUCUCCCGGAGAUAACCCCAUUACCCCAAUUAUACAUCCAGCUCUAUCAGCUGAUCCCUCUGAUCCUGGGGAAUGUUCUCCUGAUCACUCUGAUAUUGGUGCAUCUGUUACAGCUCUGACAGUAGAUACAGUGUUUCCCUGUUCUAUAGAUGCCAAAUGUUUUACACAGAACACAAAGCUUAUCACCCAUCAGGCAGCUAAGGCAGGUGAUAAACCAUUUCCAUGUUCUGAGUGUCGGAAAUGUUUUACAUACAAAUCAUAUCUUGUUAGACAUCAGAAAAGUCACACAGGUGAGAAUACAUUUCCAUGUUCUGAGUGUGGGAAAUGUUUUGCACAUAAAUCAUAUCUUAUUAAACAUCAGAGAAGUCACACAGGUGAGAGGCCAUUCCCAUGUUCUGAGUGUGUAAAAUGUUUUGGACACAAAGCAGAUCUUAUUAAACAUCAAAGAAGUCACACAGGUGAGAAGCCAUUUUCUUGCUCUGAGUGUGGGAAAUGUGUUACACGGAAAUCACAACUUGUUGCACAUCAGCGAAGACACACAGGUGAGAGGCCAUUUCCAUGUUCUGAGUGUGGGAAAUCUUUUAUACAGAAAUCACAUCUUGUUAAACAUCAGCGAAGUCACACAGGUGAGAAUACAUUUCCAUGUUCUGAGUGUGGGAAAUGUUUUACACCCAAAUCGUAUCUUGUUAUACAUCAGAGAAGUCACACAGGUGAGAGGCCAUUUCCAUGUUCUGAGUGUGGGAAAUGUUUUACACAGAAAUCACACCUUUUUAGACAUCAGAAAAGUCACACAGGAGAGAAUCCAUUUUCUUGCUCUGAGUGUGGGAAAUGUUUUACACGGAAAUCAUAUCUUGUUAUACAUCAGAGAAGUCACACAGGUGAGAGGCCAUUUCCAUGUUCUGAGUGUGGGAAAUGUUUUAUAAAGAAAUCAGCUCUUGUUACACAUCAGAGAAGUCACACAGGUGAGAAUACAUUUCCAUGUUCUGAGUGUGGGAAAUGUUUUGCACAUAAAUCAUAUCUUAUUAAACAUCAGAGAAGUCACACAGGUGAGAAGCCAUUUCUAUGUUCUGAGUGUGGGAAAUGUUUUACACAGAAAUCACAUCUUGUUAGACAUCAGAAAAGUCACACAGGUGAGAAACCAUUUUCUUGCUCGGAGUGUGGGAAAUGUUUUACACGGAAAUCGCAUCUUGUUAUACAUCAGCGAAUUUACACAGGUGAGAAUCCAUUUCCAUGUUCUGAAUGUGGAAAAUGUUUUGGACACAAAUCAGAUCUUAUUAAACAUUAUAGAAGUCACACAGGUGAGAAGCCAUUUUCUUGCUCUGAGUGUUGGAAAUGUUUUGCACAUAAAUCAGAUCUUAUUAAACAUCAGAGAAGUCACACAGGUGAGAAGCCUUUUUCUUGCUCUGAGUGUGGGAAAUGUUUUACACGGAAAUCACAACUUGUUACACAUCAGCGAAGUCACACAGGUGAGAAGCCAUUUCCAUGUUCUGAGUGUGGGAAAUUUUUUGGACACAAAUCAGAUCUUAUUAAACAUUAUAGAAGUCACAUAGGUGAGAAGCCAUUUUCUUGCUCUUAG